Physeter macrocephalus (sperm whale) is the source of this 3115-nucleotide messenger RNA. RefSeq names its product tubulin tyrosine ligase like 13 (gene TTLL13). Gene Ontology annotation, cellular component: cilium. Gene Ontology annotation, biological process: microtubule cytoskeleton organization; protein polyglutamylation. The record is from RefSeq and is a predicted model, not a curated record. Gene Ontology annotation, molecular function: tubulin binding; tubulin-glutamic acid ligase activity. Lineage: Eukaryota; Metazoa; Chordata; Mammalia; Artiodactyla; Physeteridae.
UCCCAGCGAGCUGGAGGCGGGGCCCGCGGCAGGGCCGGACGCUCCAGGGCGGAGCCCAGGCCGCACGACCCCGCCUCCUGGAUGGGCGGGACGGGCCGCGCCGCGUGCCUGCAUGCAGGUUGCGCAUGCGUUAAGCGUGCCACGACCUCGCUAUGGCCCCGGCAGGAUCUGGGGGGAAGGCGUGCGUGUCCGCCUCACCUGCAGUACGUGACGGCGGGAGCGGGGCGGCUUUGUGUGGAGUCCGGUAAGGGGCAUUAGGGAGGUGUUUGGAGCAAGGAUAACCGAGAAACCUCGUGACUCGCUGAGGGGCCCGAGGCGGUCGGUUGCCCCUCUGCCCAGCGAGGGCUCUUCCACCCAGACGUUACCACCGGGCACUUGCCAUACGUGUUGCAACCCUCAUACCACCUCUCUAGAAAUAACCAUAACCAUUCUGCCUACUGAGGCCGUUUACUGAGGGCCCACUGAAACGCUGUGAACAGCUUCAGUUCUUACAACAGUUCUGCAAGGCUCUUUUCGAGAAUCCGCCCUGCUGUACUCGUCAUUCCAGCCUACAUGCUGUCCUCUGACCCCACCCUGCGUCCAGACUGCAUGGUGGGGGAGGCAGGGAUCGAAGCUGACCUGUUUGCUCUUGUCCCCUCUCAACUCCUAGGACAAUGCUUGACACGUGAAUCUAAGAGGAUGGAGCCAAGUACCUGUAAGACCAGUGAAUCAGAGGAAAACUAUGGUGAAGAAGAGGAAUCUGAGGAGUGUGUCAAAGGGGAAGCUACCAUCCCUUCUAACCCUUCUCAGCAGGCACUCUCAAAGGCUGAUAAUGCAUUUAGGAAUGGAGUUCCUUUAUCCAUUGUAGCCAAGAAAAUACCAAAGAAAAUCAAAACCCCAGCUGACCCAGAUGAAUUAGAAGUUGAGAGGAGAAAGAGAAGGAAAUACAGGAGGUCAUUAGCCUUCAAUCUGACCAACUGCAAGUAUGAGAGUGUGCGUCGGGCAGCCCAAAUGUGUGGCCUGAAGGAGGUGGGGGAGGAAAAGUGGACUGUGUACUGGACAGACUGCUCUGUCUCACUGGAACGAGUCAUGGACAUGAAGAGGUUUCAGAAAAUCAACCACUUCCCUGGCAUGACAGAAAUCUGCCGCAAAGAUCUGCUGGCUCGGAACCUCAACCGCAUGCAGAAACUCUAUCCUACUGAGUGCAACAUCUUCCCGUGCACCUGGUGCCUCCCUGCAGACUAUAGGGACUUCCAGUCCUAUGUUCGUCAGCGAAAAACCCGCACUUAUAUCUGUAAGCCAGACAGGGGCAGUCAGGGAUGUGGCAUCUUCAUCACCCAAAAUCCACAGGAGAUCAAGCCAGGAGAACACAUGAUGUGCCAGCAAUACAUCUCCAAGCCCUUCCUCAUUGAUGGCUUCAAGUUUGACAUGCGAAUCUAUGUCCUGAUCACAUCCUGUGACCCUCUUCGGAUCUCCAUGUAUGAGGAGGGCCUGGCCCGCUUUGCCACCAUGCCCUACGUGGAGCCCAGCCACAGCAACCUGGAUGACAUCUGCAUGCACCUGACCAACUAUGCCAUCAACAAACACAAUGAGAAUUUUGUCCGGGAUGAUGCUGUGGGCAGUAAGAGCUACCGAACCUGUUUUCCCCAGUAUCUGAGUGGAGGUACAUGUGCCUGUUUUGAGAUCCUCGGUUUUGACAUCUUGCUGGACCACAAGCAGAAGCCCUGGCUGCUGAAGGUAAACCGCUCUCCAAGCUUCACCACCAACUCACACCUUGAUCGAGAAGUGAAGGAUGCACUUCUCUGUGAUGCCAUGACCCUUGUCAACCUCCGGGGCUGUGAAAAAAGAAAGCUGGUAGAAGAGGAUAAGCAGCGAGUCAAGGAGAGGCUUUUCCAGUGCCACCAACAGCCAAGAGAAGCCAGGGGCCUCAGGCGAGAACAAACUGAGUCAUCCCAUGCAGCAAUGCUGGACCAGGAACGCUCCGAGGAUUCCCACCUGGGGGGGGGAUACCAGCGGAUCUACCCUGGGCCUGACACGGAGAAGUAUGCGCCCUUCUUCAAGCACAACGGCUCCCUCUGGGAGACUGCUGCUUCCAAGGCCAGAGAAGAGUGUGCCAGGCAGCAACUAGAAGAGAUCCGCCUUAAGCAGGAACAGCAGGAGACCUCAGGCAAUAAGAGGCGGAAGGAAAACAAGGACCAGAACCAGGGUGAAUCAGCAAGGGAGAAGAGCCAAUCCAGGGCCCGGCUCAGGGGCUUUUCCACCCACUUGGCUUAUAGGAACCGGAACCAGGAAAAAGAGCUGCUACCAGUACACCUGGACACUAUGCAGCCACAAGAAAUUGUGGAAGAGGAGGAGCUGGAGCGGAUGAAGGCCCUGCUACAAAGGGAAAAUCUCAUCAGAAGUCUGGGUAUUGUAGAGCAGCUCACCCGCAUGCUGUACCCCAGCCACCGGGGCCAGAAAAAACUUCAUGAGUAUCGGAUGAGGCCCAAGAAUGUCAACUGGAUGAGAGAGCCAGCAGACAUCAGCCUCUGUUCAUUGUCAAUGAAGACACGUGGGUGCUAUUUUUCCAGCGCCAGAAUCAGGCUCACUAGCCAAGGCCAAGCCAGCAGAAGGCUAGAAGCCAUAAACCGAGCCCUGGCAGGAUCGGUGCCACCCUUUUUAACCCCAGGCUAGGGCUAUCUUCUGCAACGGGAAAGAGUGGUAAGUGGCUCAUGGACUGAAUGCACCUUGCCCUCUAUGCUAGACUCUGAACACAGAGCAGCCGAGGCCUGGCAUCUCACCCUCUGCCCUACCUCUGCACCCCUGCUGCAGCAUACCCCUGCACUCCUCGACAUCAGGCACCAGAGGUAUAUGUAGGAAGGAAGCCCAGCACUCAAGCUAUCCUGGAGAACCCCCUCAGGUUUCCAAAAGGGCAAAGCAUCUUCAAUCUUUGCUAACUCAAAGACUGCCACCAAGCUUCAGUUUGAAAAGCCCUGGCCAGGAACCCUGUUUGCAUAAGGCAAACACAAAGACACUAAGAAUUCCUCAAUACCCUAAGAUUAUUUUCGGAUGGGUAAAGACUAAAAGAUGAAAAGGAGCCAGGGCCGGCCAUGUGCUCAGCUCUGUCCUUCAAACCUUAACCUGGAUUUACCGCUAA